ACAUGUUUCUAAUCACCUGCGCAAUGUUUUGUUUUCUCUUAGGAUGACUCAUCAGUUCCCAUCGCUGUCUCCUGAGCAAAAGAAGGAGCUCUCUGACAUUGCUCAGAGGAUUGUGGCUCCAGGAAAGGGAAUCCUGGCUGCAGAUGAAUCGACAGGAACCAUGGCAAAGCGUCUCCAGAACAUCAAUGUGGAGAACACAGAGGAGAACCGUCGCUUCUUCCGUGACCUCCUGUUCUCCUCUGACCCGUCCAUCGCCAACAGUGUGGGCGGCGUCAUCUUCUUCCACGAGACACUAUACCAGAAAUCGGACAGUGGCAAGCUCUUCCCCCAGGUCAUCAAGGAUAAGGGUAUUGUCGUCGGCAUCAAGGUGGACAAAGGCACAGCUAGUCUUAAUGGAACAGAUGGAGAGACGACCACACAAGGUCUUGAUGGCCUCUCAGAGCGCUGUGCUCAGUACAAGAAGGAUGGUUGUGACUUUGCCAAGUGGAGGUCCGUGCUGAAGAUCUCAGACGGCUGCCCCUCUGCUCUCAGCAUUGCAGAAAAUGCCAAUGUCCUCGCCAGAUAUGCCAGUAUCUGCCAACAGAAUGGCCUGGUGCCCAUUGUGGAGCCAGAGAUCCUCCCUGACGGCGCCCAUGACCUGCUGCGCUGCCAGUACGUCACAGAAAAGGUUCUGGCUGCUGUGUACAAGGCUCUCUCUGAUCACCAUGUGUACCUGGAGGGCACUCUGCUCAAGCCUAACAUGGUCACCGCUGGACACUCCUGCACUAAGAAGUACACCCCUCAGGAGGUUGCCAUGGCAACAGUGACCGCCCUGAGACGCACUGUCCCAGCUGCUGUUCCCGGAGUCUGCUUUCUGUCCGGAGGUCAGAGCGAGGAGGAGGCCUCCCUCAACCUGAAUGCCAUCAACCAGGUGCCCCUCCAUCGCCCUUGGAAGCUGACCUUCUCUUAUGGCCGUGCACUUCAGGCCUCCACUCUCGCAGCCUGGCAGGGCAAAGCUGCCAACAAAGCAGCUGCACAGGAAACUUUCUGCAACAGGGCCAAGAUCAAUGGCCUGGCCUCCAAAGGAGAGUACAAGCCCACAGACUCAGCUGGCCAGGCCUCCAUGCAGUCCCUGUACACUGCUAGCUAUGUCUAUUAAAUCAUAGGAACCUUUACAAAAUGCACACGGACCAAAUGUGACUUAAAGAAAUGCCUCCGCUGGAAUGCCCUCUUCCCUAGACUGCCAACACCAGAGGAAGACUGGUAUUGCAAUGUUGAACUACUGUUUGUCUACUCUGUCAAAUGACUGGAAAUAAAUUAAGUGACCAAAGUA
Messenger RNA from Labrus mixtus (cuckoo wrasse), 1312 nucleotides. It is a transcript of the gene aldob, whose product is annotated as aldolase b, fructose-bisphosphate. Gene Ontology annotation, molecular function: fructose-bisphosphate aldolase activity; fructose-1-phosphate aldolase activity. Lineage: Eukaryota; Metazoa; Chordata; Actinopteri; Labriformes; Labridae. Gene Ontology annotation, biological process: fructose 1,6-bisphosphate metabolic process; glycolytic process. Gene Ontology annotation, cellular component: cytosol. The record is from RefSeq and is a predicted model, not a curated record. The transcript has 8 exons. The coding region runs from base 44 to 1138 and encodes 364 amino acids.